CUUCGCUCACGCUAAAUCCUAAUGGGUCGCCGCCACAAGUAAUAUAAACAUUGCCAUCAAGCUAGGUUCUAUACAUUGCAUUAUCCAAACAUGUCGAAAAUACAUUUACUGAGAGCUUUUCUCAACGAGAGAUUAACAGCUGCUGCCGAGGAGAUAUUCGGGGUCGUUGAAAAAACGAUAUCAGAAUAUCAGGAAGAACUUGUCCGUUUACAGAGUCUGCUUGACAUUGUUCUUCAACCGACGAUAAAGCUACACAGAGCAGAACUCCAGCAGCUCACUAUCUCAGAGUUUCCCCCUGAGCAGCAGCAACACAGGGGGCUGGAGUGGAGCCCCAUUCAUGGGCUGGAGGACCCAGAGCCCAGGCAAAUUAAAGAGGAACUCCAGAGAUGUCCAGAGGAAGAGCAAUUUCAAGGGCUGGAGGAAGAUGACUGUACUCCUGUUUUUGUAAUAAGUGACCAUUAUGAGGACAAUACUAAGUCCUCACAUCUCUAUCGAGCUCAGACGGAAGGAAAUGGAGACAGAGACCCACUACCCAUUACUACAACAGACCAAAUAAACACAAACCCUGAUGGAGAGGACUACAGGGAAGCAGAACCAACCCAUGUCCCCCAUACCCUCACCGUAGUCAAUCCAGAAUAUUCUGCAGCUUCCAGGGAAAAAGACCUCCAGCAGCUCAAUAUCUCUGUCUCAGAAGCAGAGCUUCCCCCUGAGCAGCAGCACAGUGAACUGGAGUGGAGACCCAGUCAUGGACAGGAGGACCCAGAGUCCACGCAGAUUAAAAAAGAAUUGGAGGAAAUCUGGAGCAGUCAAGAGGAAGAGCAGCUUCAAGGGCUGGAGGAAGAUAACAGUGACUCUACUCCUGCCUUUGUACAAAGUAACCAUUAUGAGGACCCAACUAAGCCCUCAUAUUUUUAUGAAGCUCCGAAGGAAAAUAAAAGUGUCAGUACUACAACUGAACAGAUCAAAAUAGAAGCUGAUGUAGAGGACUACAGAGAAUCAGAACCAACCAGUGUCCCUCAACACCCCACCAUAGUAAAUCCAGAAUGUUCUGCAGCUCAGAGUGAAAUGGGGGUUGUAGGUAGUAUGGAGAAACAUUUUGAUCAGGUCCAAUCAAAGAGAACAAAUAUGUUAAAAGGACAAGUCUCACAUAUUAAUACUACGGGUUCCAAAUCCUCAGAUUUAUCUCUCCUGCAAUCACCCAGUCAAAUGAAUGCUACUCCCUGUUGUAAAGUGUGUGGCAAGGCUUUUCGUCAAAUGGGUUCAUUAUUUAAACACGUUGAAAUACAUACAAAGGAUAACGAAAAACUCUGUGGAGUGUGUGGGAAGAAUAUCGAGUCCACAGAAAGUAUGAAAGAUCACCUCCAAUUUCACAUUGCAGCUAGGAAUUCUUGUAAUUUCUGUGGUAAAUUCUUCACUCAGAAUGGAUCUUUAAAAACCCACAUGAGGAUUCACACUGGAGAGAAGCCAUAUAGAUGUCCUUUCUGUUGCAGGGAAUUCAUCACUGGCGGUGAUCUAAAAAUUCACAUCAGGAUUCACACAGGAGAGAAGCCAUUUUGCUGCUCUGAUUGUGGCAAAUCAUUCGCUCGUAGUGGACAUCUAAAGAAACACAGGAGAACACACAGAGUACAUCAACCUGCUUGGACAUCCAUAGAUACGUGAUGAACCACACUGCAGACAAUAGAAAUCAUUGUCAUCUGUGACAAGGGAUAGGUGGGAACUUUGAGGAGUCAUGGGUUAGAGACUAUUUACAUGCACUGAUUGCAAUACGCAAUAUAUUUCAAAACUCCUAAAAAAGUUCCAUUAACAACAGUCACUUGGUGAAAACAUGACAUUGUGUGAUCUGAGGAAAGUUGUUU
Esox lucius (northern pike) is the source of this 1856-nucleotide messenger RNA. Its product is annotated as zinc finger protein 2-like. The coding region runs from base 91 to 1659 and encodes 522 amino acids. Gene Ontology annotation, molecular function: RNA polymerase II cis-regulatory region sequence-specific DNA binding; DNA-binding transcription factor activity. The transcript has 4 exons. The record is from RefSeq and is a predicted model, not a curated record. Lineage: Eukaryota; Metazoa; Chordata; Actinopteri; Esociformes; Esocidae. Gene Ontology annotation, biological process: regulation of transcription by RNA polymerase II.